Messenger RNA from Chionomys nivalis (European snow vole), 1164 nucleotides. It is a transcript of the gene C19H21orf58, whose product is annotated as chromosome 19 C21orf58 homolog. Lineage: Eukaryota; Metazoa; Chordata; Mammalia; Rodentia; Cricetidae. The transcript is spliced from 9 exons. The record is from RefSeq and is a predicted model, not a curated record. Bases 62 to 874 code for a protein of 270 amino acids.
GAGAAGUACUCCUCCCUAGGCCAAAUCGCCGUCCCCUUUGGCCUCUUACACAGUUGUUAGGAUGCUGGACUCCUCAAGUGCAGAUCAGAUGACCCGACUGACGUUGCGACUCCUGGAACAGAUGCUGGAACAGGAAAGAGAAACCAUGGACAGAGCAGGACAACAGGAAAAGCCAGACACUGCCCUGCAGAAUGCUUUGAGGAGAAGGAAGGACCUUCUACAGAGACUCUGGGAACAGCAGUUGGUGAAUGAGCACUCCCCAGUCCACGCCUGGAGGAGGGCGCAGGAAAGAACCAUGGCGCCAGCCCUGAACCCAGAGGUGCCUCUCGUGGAUGUCUUCCCUGCUGCCUCCCCGUCUUUGCCCCGACCCCCAGAGCCACCAAGGAUCAUCCAGCACCCGGUCCCGCAGCCUCCUGCCACCAUCAUUCAGCAGCUACCCCAGCAGCAGCCACUGAUUGCACAGAUUUCUCCUCCUCAGGCCUUUCCCACUCAAAGAUCGGGAAGUAUCAAGGAAGACAUGGUGGAGAUGAUGCUAAUGCAGAAUGCACAGAUGCACCAGAUCCUCAUGCAGAACAUGAUGCUCAAAGCCCUGCCCCCUGGACCCACAGGGCCACGUGCCGCUACCCUCCAGGACCCACGAUGGGCGCACCAUGGAGUCUUGCGAGCUGAAAAGCAGAAGCCACCCCCAGUGCACCACCACCACCACUAUCCACCCCCUGCCCAGCUGCAGGCUGCCUCCACAGCUGGCGCCCCUUCGGGAUAUCCGGGGUGGCCUCCAGUGGUGGCAGCUACCGCCCUCCCACAUGCUGCCAGCUUCUUGCCCACUGUGAGCCACCUGACUGAGCCAACUACUUCCCAUCCCAGCUACCCGUAGUACGUACGCCUGGAGGGAGAAAGCUAGUGUUUUGCAGCAGGUCAGAGGCAAGAUGAUUCAGAGUUGCCAGUUAGCCCCGUGUGGACCUUCCCUGUGACUGACCUGGCUACCACACAGUGAAGACAGUGAUGUGAUGUCCAUGUGGAUGAACAAGUCAAUGCAACACACUCCCAAGAGCUUCAGGGUGGUGACAUCCACUUCCUACAGAACCAUCUUUCAGUGUCCCUUAGGAUGUGAUUCCAGAGAAUCUUGUUUUUGUUAAAAGCAUCAAUUAAAGACCUCACACAGUU